Messenger RNA from Pseudozyma hubeiensis SY62, 429 nucleotides. RefSeq lists its product as hypothetical. The coding region runs from base 1 to 429 and encodes 142 amino acids. The transcript has a single exon. The record is from RefSeq and is a predicted model, not a curated record. Lineage: Eukaryota; Fungi; Basidiomycota; Ustilaginomycetes; Ustilaginales; Ustilaginaceae.
AUGCUCAAAACCAUGACCCAGGACUCGCAUCAAGUCGCCUCGCCUUCCUCCUCUUCCACCUCUACUUCGUCGUCAUCGUUGCAUAUGGACUUCCUUCGAGUGUUCAAGCGCAAGUCGUCGAUCAGAUCGUGGUCCCGCAAGAACUCGGCUUCCGACUCUUCCGCGUUCUCCACACCUACCUCUUCGCGUCGCUCGUCCUUCGCCUCGCAAGGCUUUGCUUCCGUCCAUCACCACCAGAUCUCGCCUGCCUCCAGUGCCAACACCUCGCCAGCAAUCUCCAGACAAGUGACGAAAAAUGUAUCGGACUACGAGGCGCUGAUUCAGAACACGCAGAGGCAGGAACAGGCGGACGAAGCGAUUCGUCAGAAGGAGCUACAGGCGUAUUUCAACCGCGCUGCCGAGACCGGGCUGAGUCUCAGGAGGUUCUAG